Messenger RNA from Fusarium poae, 1335 nucleotides. RefSeq lists its product as uncharacterized. The transcript has 5 exons. Lineage: Eukaryota; Fungi; Ascomycota; Sordariomycetes; Hypocreales; Nectriaceae. Gene Ontology annotation, molecular function: catalytic activity. Bases 1 to 1335 code for a protein of 444 amino acids. The record is from RefSeq and is a predicted model, not a curated record.
AUGACUAUGCCCCUGUACAAGCUCACAGCGACCCAUGCGUUAGAGCUGAUUAACAAUAAUACUAUCUCAGUGGAAGCGUACGCCAAAUCGCUCUUAGACCGCAUAGAAGAGCGAGACCCUACAGUUAAAGCAUGGGCUUACCUAGACCCCGCCUCUAUCCUGAGCCAGGCACAAUCUCUUGACAAGAUUCCAGUCAAGGAGAGGGGACGUCUGCAUGGUGUUCCUAUUGGAAUCAAGGACAUUAUGAACACUAAAGACAUGCCGACACAAUAUGGGUCUCGGAUCUACCAAGGACAUCGAUCAGGUUCCGACUCGUCCGCAGUCGCAAUUUUACGAGCCGCAGGUGCACUUAUCUUUGGCAAAACAACCACCACCGAAUUCGCCGCGACCAACUCAGGACCCGAAACGACUAAUCCUCACGACCCAAAUCGUACUCCAGGUGGCUCAUCGUGCGGCUCUGCUGCAGCUGUAGCUGAUCUGCAGAUACCACUUAGUCUGGGAGCACAAACUGGUGGUAGCGUUAUUCGCCCAGCAUCAUUCACUGGCAUCUUCGCUAUGAAACCGACUUUCAAUGCCAUUUCAGUUGAAGGCCAGAAAGCUUUCGCCCCGACCUUUGACACUUUCGGCUUCUUUGGGCGUAGUGUCGACGAUCUCGAACUACUGGCAGAUGUGUUAUCCCUCAAAGAUGAUAAGGCCCCAGUCAACACUCCAUUGAAUGAGAUCUCCGUCGCCAUAAUCAAGACUCCCAUGUGGUCCGCAGCGGGACCUGGUACUGUAUCAGCCAUGAAUAAAACCAUUGCUAUACUUCGUAGUAACGGUAUCAAUGUUGAAGAAUUCGCCUUCCCUACCGAUGUUAAUGACGCAGAUGAACUGAAACGAGUUCAAAAGUUCAUCAUACUAGGCGAGGGACAGGCUUCCUUCCUUAGGGAGUACCGGCUUGACAAGGCGAAGCUCUCGAAUGAGAUCCGCGAUAUUAUCGAGAAUACAUCAAACAUUACAAAUGCAGAAAAAACGGAGGCAACAUACAAACUCUGCAAAAUGAGAGAAAGCAUCGAUAGACUGGUCAAGCGCUACACUGUCGUGAUCACGCCCAGUGCAAUAGAUGAAGCCCCUCUCGGCCUCGACGAUAUGGGCAGUGCGACUUUCAAUACUCUCUGGACAGGAUUUCAUGUGCCGGUCAUCAAUAUCCCUGCAUUUGUAGGGGAAAACGGCAUGCCCGUCGGUAUCUCACUUGUGGGACCUAGAUACCGUGAUCAACAACUGCUACUGACUAGCCGGGUCAUCAGUAAGAUACUGAUGGCUAAGGGUGACUGGAAAUUUUCUUCUCUGAUGUAG